UGAGGCUCUGACGUCGUACCACUCGUGUUUAAUGGCCUCCACUUACCGUGAUCGGACCUCCGAGUUCCGAUCACUCUCCGACACCUUCAACAAAACCGGAGGAUCCACACCCGUCCGUCCAUCUCAGAAUGCUCAUUCACCGUCCAGAUCUCCCGUCCCAACCUCUUCCGGAUCCGAAUUCAACAAGAAGGCCUCCCGGAUCCAGUCGGGCAUCAACGAAACCACUCAGAAGAUCUCACGCCUCGCUCAGUUGGCGAAGAAGUCGACCAUGUUCAAUGAUCCGUCUAUGGAGAUUCAGGAGUUGACUGCUAUAGUGAAGAAUGAUAUUACGGCUCUGGAUGCGGCUAUUACGGAUUUGCAUACUAUCCAGAACAUGGAGAUAGCUGAUGGGAAUUACUCUCAGGAUAAAGUUGUUCACUCGACGACAGUUUGUGAUGACUUGAAAAGCAGACUUAUGAGGGCUACGAAGGAGCUUCAGGAUGUUUUAACCACUAGAACACAGAAUAUUAAGACCCAUGAGAACAGGAAACAGAUAUAUUCCACCAAUACAGCAAGAGAAAACCCUUUUAAGAGUCCUGCAAAAACUGUGACUGAACCUCCACCCUGGUCAACUUCAUCAAGUGCAUCUGGCAGUGGACAGCCAUCACAAUCAUCAACAGAGGUUCAAGUUGGAAACCAACUGAGACGAAGGUUGGCUGGAGAUAAUCCUCCGUCACAGCAGAUGGAAAUGUCCAUGUUACAACAGGUAGUUCCACGGCAAGAAAAUUAUAGUGAAAGUCGGGUGACAGCUCUUCAAAAUGUAGAAUCAACGAUUUCUGAACUGAGUGGGGUAUUUACACAUUUGGCUACCAUGGUUGCACAUCAAGGGGAACUGGCAAUCAGGAUCGACGACAACAUGGAUGAAUCAUUGACAAAUGUUGAGGGUGCGCACAGUGCCUUACUGAGGAAUCUCAACCGAAUAUCAUCAAAUAGGUGGUUGAUCAUCAAGAUAUUUUUUAUUUUGAUUUUUUUCCUGAUUGUCUUCAUCUUCUUUGUGGCUUAAAUCUCUGAACCAAAAAGAACUCUUGCUACAAGGUGUACUAAGGCGUCUCUGUGUCGCGUGUGCCUCAUCUGUUGAAAGCACAAAGUGAUCCUUUGUUCUGUAUAUUUACGGGCAUUCCCAAUUUAUUAUUCUUAGCUGGCAAUAGUAGUAGUAACAGCAGUAGUAGUAUCAUUCUUAACAUCACACAUACAGACCAUAGAGC
Molecule: messenger RNA, 1244 nt
Organism: Argentina anserina (silverweed cinquefoil)
Lineage: Eukaryota; Viridiplantae; Streptophyta; Magnoliopsida; Rosales; Rosaceae
Product: syntaxin-31
Exons: 6
Coding region: 32-1042 (336 amino acids)
Biological process (GO): endoplasmic reticulum to Golgi vesicle-mediated transport; vesicle fusion; intracellular protein transport
Cellular component (GO): SNARE complex; Golgi membrane; endomembrane system
Molecular function (GO): SNAP receptor activity; SNARE binding
Source: RefSeq, a predicted model, not a curated record